Messenger RNA from Procambarus clarkii (red swamp crayfish), 4463 nucleotides. Lineage: Eukaryota; Metazoa; Arthropoda; Malacostraca; Decapoda; Cambaridae. The record is from RefSeq and is a predicted model, not a curated record.
AUUAUUCUCGCAUGUUUUUUAAUCCAAAAAAAAGGUAUGAUUUUCGAAUGUUUUUUUCAGGGUUGAGGAUGGCGUCUCCACAACCUUCGCCAAGCCGGCUGAGCAAAUACACAACAAUGGGACACCGGUACCUCUCCCGUUGGGUAUCGUGGUCUGGGACUAUCGUCACUCCUCCAGGUUCCCCCUCCAGGAGCUCACCUAGUGAGGGCCUGUCCCUCUCCCCACAGCCUCCAAGAGCCUUCCAGCCGAGGUCGAGAGCAUCCUCCAAGGCUUCUAACAUGUCGGAGAAGACACCAGUGGCGUACCCACUGGUGCCCAAGCUGCCGGUGCCUCCCCUGGGCCACACCCUCACCUGGUACCUGACUCACCUGAGGCCCGUCUUGCGUGAAGAUGAGUACCGGGAGGCGGCGGCUAUCGUAGAUGAGUUUGGCAAGCCAUCAGGUGUGGGGGAGAAGAUCCAGGAGGAACUCAUCAAGCGUCACGAUGCCUUGGACAAUUGGGUGUAUAACUGGUGGCUGGACGACAUGUACCUGAGCGUGGCGCUGCCGCUGCCUGUGAACAGUAACCCGGGGAUGGUCUUCCCUCACCAGAAGUUCGCAUCAGACCUCGAUAUGAUCCACUUCGCAACCCGCCUCGUCACCGCCUCCUUCGACAUGAAGGAGCGGAUUGAAGUAGGGGACCUGGACGUGGAUCGGUGCAGCGCAAGGGAGAGGUACCAGCCCAUGUGUAUGACCCAGUACAACCGGGUCUUCUCCUCCUACCGGAGGCCGGCCAUACCCAAAGACAAGCUGCUCUCAGUCACAGACUACCAGCAGGAGAACCAGCACAUCGUCGUCUUCUAUAAGAACCAUAUGUUCCGGGUGGAAGUGGUGGUCGAGGGUUCGAGACUCACCCACCAGCAGGUGACGGCACAGCUGCAGGAGGUACUCAGGGCCGUGGACGAGUACGAGGGUUCGGAUCCCCCUCCCGUGGGCAUCAUGACAGCAGACAACCGCAGAACUUGGGCUCAGAGCCGACAGAUAUUGGCAGGAGAGGCGGAAAACCAGAAGGUGCUGAAGAUCGUAGAGACGUGCGUGUUGGUGCUGUGCUUCGACGACCCUCUUCCCACCAGAUUCAACCUGGCCACCCGCACCAGUCACCGGGCCAGCCUCACCAAGCGCUCCUCCAACAUGAACAUGAACACCCAGAACACGACGUAUGAGGACUCGAAGACCCGGGACGAGGUGAACGCCGGCCACCAGAUGAUCCACGGAGGAGGCUUCAACCACAACUCAGCCAACAGGUGGUUCGACAAGACCGUCCAGUUCGUACUGACUCGUGACGGGUGGUGCGGGCUGUGUUACGAACACUCGUGCGCUGAGGGCAUCGUCGUUAUCCAACUGGUAGAACAGAUUCUUCAAUCAAUCGCCUCCGAAACGCACAAGGAACCGGGGGAGGAAUGUUUGCCAGAGGGGCUGGUGCAUCCUGUCGAGGUGCUGCCGGAGAGGCGGCACUCGGAGACGUCAGCCCCAGUGGAGUCCGUUGCGACACCUACCAGACUGGAGUGGAAUGUCACUCCAGUCAUUCACCGGCGAAUGCAGGAGGCUGCAGAUCAUGUUGAUAGGCUAGUUGAAGAUCUCGACUUCCGCAUCCUAAGGUACCUGAGCUACGGCAGGAAUUUCAUGAAGAGAGCCAAGUGUUCCCCCGACGCCUUCAUACAGCUUGCUCUGCAGCUUGCCUUCUUCAGGAAUCACGGCCAGCUCACGAGCACCUACGAGAGCGCCAGCACCAGAAGGUUCCGGUUGGGCCGCGUCGACUGCAUCAGGGCCAACACGCCGCAGGUGCUGGCGUGGUGUGAGGCCAUGGUCAUCAAUGCCCCGUUCGCCGACCGCCUGGCGAAGUACGAGACGGCCAUCAAGCUGCAAACUGACAUCAUGGUGAAUAAUAUUCUUGGACGGGGGGUCGACAUCCAUCUCCUGGGGCUCAGGGAGAUGGGGAAGGAGAUGGGCCUCCCUACCCCGGAGAUCUUCAGCCACCGGUCAUAUCAAGUCUCCAACCACUUCAGACUCUCCACUAGUCAGGUCCCUACGCUCUCAGACUCCUGGAUGGGCUACGGACCCGUUGUUCCUGACGGCUAUGGAGCAUCUUAUAACCCUCAUCCAGACUACAUAGUCUUCUGCCUCUCCGCCUUCAAUUCUUGCGAGGAAACGUCCACUCUCGAAUUCGGCAGAAAUCUGGAACGAGCUCUGGACGAGAUGAAAUUCCUCCUGGAAUCUAGAGUCAAAUAGGGUCUUUUUCCCCACUGAGUAAACAACGAUUUUGGACAUUUUUGUUUCGUGGUUAUUUAUAAGGGUAUUUGGACGGCCAUCCAUCCUAGGUGCUCUCUGGCCUUUCAUGAUCUAAAGCGGCGUGGAUCUUGAACAAAAAUGAUAAAUCUAACUUAUAUUGUAGUACACUAUCUACCUGCGAAUAAAUUUAAAGAUUAAUUUUAUAUCAUUACAGCUGUUGUUAGAUGUUGAUGAAUGCAACCUUCAUUAUGCAUAUACAUAUAUUAUGCAUAAAUACGUACAUAAAUACUUUAUAGAAAGUACAUUAGCUAGUAUUUAAAGACAUUUGGUCCGAUUAAAAUCAAAGAGAAUAUCGAGUUUACAUAUAUACUUCAGAAUGAAAACAGCUGUUGAUAGCUACAGGCUACUAGAGGCAGCUGUUUAACUAGAGGCAGCUGUUUAACUAGAGGCAGCUCAGGUCAACUAGAGGCAGCUCAGGUCAACUAGAGGCAGCUCAGGUCAACUAGAGGCAGCUCAGGUCAACUAGAAGCAGCUCAGGUCAACUAUAUCCUGACGGAAUGACAUUACACUUAAUUAUUUUAAUAAGAAAGUUAAAAUGGUUUUGCUGCGAUUCAAACUCGGAUUAGGUUAGGUUAGGUCAGGUCAGGUCAGGUCAGGUCAGGUUAGAUUCCGUGACUGUGGCUGUUUUAGCAACAGUGAACAACGGAGGAAGUAUUGAUGACAUCAUGGGAGCAUCACAGAGCUUUUGGAAGGGAAUAUGAAUAACACGACCUAUCAGGACGGUGAGAUAAUUGCUGCCCAUCAGAUUGCUAGUUUAGUGUUUGAAUUAAGGCUUAGGCCUCUCAACCGCGAGAAGAUAAUUAAGAAUUUCUCUAAAGCUUAAUGACCUUAGUCCUAUAUACAAUCUAGAACUCAAGUAAAAUCGAAAUUUAUAUUGAGAUUUUAUAUAUAAAUAUUUUAUAUAUAGAUAUUAUAUAUAAAUAUCAAUUUAUAUAAUAAAGAGAAUAGAUGAGAAAGAGAAAUAUAGCGUCAAAUGACAAGGGAGGAAUGGAAAAGAAGUUUUGAAAAGAUGACUUUGAUGGAAAGAGAUAGAGUCGAGGGGAAAAGUUGGGAGGUGGGAUACAGAAGUUCGGCACGUGGAUGGAAGAGAUGUCAUCUCAUUGUGGGAGAGAGGAUGGAGAGGGCCGCUUCUUGUAGGACAGGAGAGUGGAGGAUACUUAGUUUUCAGUGUCCUUCUAUGAUGAGUUUUUUUCUCCUUUUCUGCCUAAGUGUUAGUACCAAUCUUGUUUCUUUCACUAAACAUUCUUUCUCUCUCUCUCUCACUCUCUCUCUCUCUCUCACUCUCUCUCUCUCUCUCUCACUCUCUCUCUCUCACUCUCACUCUCUCUCUCUCUCACUCCCUCCAUCCCGUAGUCUCUCCCUUCUCUCACCUCCAUAAAUCUCCCUCUUCAUCAAUUUCUGUAUUUAUUACUCACUCCUCUCCUUAUACUCACCUAUACCUAUUCUUCUUUCCAUCUAAAGAAGAUCUAUCUAUCUUCUUCUAUCUUCUUUCUAGCUACAAAUUAUAGACAUAUCAUAGGAAACAACGUUAAACGUUGUGAACAGAAUUCUAUUAUUUUGUUUUGUUUUUGUAAAGGAAAUUGCUCACAAUCCUUUAAGUUAGAUACAUCCUAGAGAAUGAAGAAUACUCACGGCUUAGAAGCACCCAUUUUGCCGGUUCGAAUCCCCUGCACGGCUCCAAUUCAUUUCCUCAAAAACAUCACAUAUUACUCUUAUAGCAAUAAUGGUCUAAGCCAACUUUAAGUCUAAAGCUCAGUCUAAGUUUUACGUUCGAACUCUCGUGGAACUUUCCUGUGACAGGAUUUAUUUUUUUAGAUUUUUAAAAAUAUCUUUGACAUGAUUAUAUAAACAAUUAUGUGUCUAAUGGCCUGGUUUACCUGAGCCAGAGUUUCAGAGUGAUCAUAAGUAUAAGAAGAGAACUCACCUCUUCUCUUGUCAGAAGACGAGAAAACUCAAAUAUUCUCUUGUCAGAAGACAAGAAAACUCAAAUAUUUUCUUGUCAGAAGACGAGAAAACUCAAAUAUUCUCUUGUCAAAAGACGAGAAAACUCAAAUAUUCUCUUGUCAGAAGACGAGAAAACUCAAAUAUUCUCUUGUUAGAAAAAUAUAAAAAUAAACUAAUAUAUAUAUAUAUAUA